This is a messenger RNA of Octopus sinensis (East Asian common octopus), 4380 nucleotides long. RefSeq lists its product as uncharacterized. Bases 247 to 4380 code for a protein of 1377 amino acids. The transcript is spliced from 4 exons. The record is from RefSeq and is a predicted model, not a curated record. NCBI's taxonomy places the organism in Eukaryota, Metazoa, Mollusca, Cephalopoda, Octopoda, Octopodidae.
CCGGAUAUAUUAUAAGUAUCCUCUUAACUGUUGCCAUAUCUUCAUUGCUGUUCGAGCGAAGCAGACUCACAGAAUAUUUCUGAGACAGAAAGACUUCAAGCCAGUAUCAAAACCCAAUAACCAACCCUGCUUUCAUGUAAAAAUUAGUGAAUUUUGAAGAGAUAAAUUGUAUUCGAAAGGAAGAAAAAAAAAUCCACAGAAAAGAAUAUAUUUAACAGAAAAAGAUAAUAAUUCUAUAUUCAUAAAAUGGAGAAGAUUAAUGAAGAAAACAAAAUGUUGGCUCUCGUUCCUGCCACAGUCUGUGAUACAACACCAAUUUAUAAGGAAACUACACCAAUUCUUCCCCAAAUAUUACAUACACAAAACACAAAGAAAACAGAAGAACAGGAAAGAAAAGACACAAAGAAAUCUGAGGAACAGGAAAAGUCCAUGUUACCAAGUUUCCUUCAUAUUGUGACAUGUUACCGAACACUAAUCAAAACAGACCACAUCAAUACAUUUAUAGAUUAUGUAAAGGAUAAAUGUAAUCACAUGGACUCUCUGGGUUUAAAUGGAUCUCGAAUUUUAAAUAAUGUCAAACGUAAAAUGCCAAGAUUUCUGGAAUCUGCAAAACCAAAUAAUGAUUUUGUUCACCAAAACCUUGAUUGGUUUCAACAAAGACUCUUUGACAUUUAUGUCACUUGUAACCCAUACAACCACAAGACCAUUGAACCACCAAAAGUAACCACAAAAUUUCGGCCUCUUCGACCAGUUGUGACCAGAGAAGCAAAGAUCAAGGAAUCUGGUGAAGACUUAAGCAACCCAAUAUCCAAUAUUGUUGUCAUACAAGGGGGUAUUGUAACAUAUUCCCGCCACUGUAUGACAAUAUGUUGUGUAACAAGAGACGGCAACAGAAAUGAAGUUCAUUGCUCAUCUUCUGUUACUGAUUUUACCAGAAUCAGUGAAGAUACAGUCCUGGCCACCCUCCCCUUCAAAAAAAUGAUUCUUAUUAUCAACCCAUUAAGUUUUAAAAUCAAAAGAAUUCAGCUAGGAUUAAUCUUAGUUUCUUAUUUGGAACAUUCUACGCUUAUAGGUGUAGAAAUGUUUGGUCGGACCAUAUACAUCAUUGACUGGGAAGAGAAUAGAAUAAAAUACAAAUUCAUAACCAAAGAAACACCAACAGAUAUUGCUGUAGGAGCACAAAAUAAACUCUUAGUAUCCUUUCCCAGUAUUAACAGGGUUACCUGUUACAAUGUAGAUGGCCAGCAGUUAUUUGAGGUGGAUACCAAUUCCCUGGACAUUCCAAGCCACAUCACUGUGUACCAAAACCAUUUUUAUGUCCUCCAGGGACCUAUUAUUUAUCGGAUUUCAGGUACGGGUGCUGUGACAACAAGAGAAAUUGGCAUGAAAUGCCGCCAUAUUUCUGUUGGCAAAAAAAACAUUUUUGUAACCGAUUAUUUUGAUGUCCUUCAUAUCAUUGGAACAAAUGAAGACUUUUGGCCCAGGCAGUCAUAUAACCCCCAGCUAUGGACCCCAACAUUGAACAACUAUAUUUAUAUUGAGGAUUGCUACAACAUGACUAAUAUUCUACCUAUGUCUACAUCUUCUAUAUUAAUAUUCUACAGGAAUAAUAAAGCUAUAUUAUUCACUGAGACUGGAGAAAUAAUUAACCAAAAUAAUUCAACUUUCCUUGAGAUUCCUUCUUGCUUUUGUAGAAUGAAUUCUAAAGGAUUUCUGGUGUUUUACCGUGAAAACAAAGAAUUUCAGUGUAUCACAUACCCUGGGCUAAUGAAAGGCCCUUUAAUGAAAGUCCAUACUGAUUACAUUAAACUAUGUCAUGUUGUAUCAAAUAAGUGUUUAACUCUAACCACAAAUGGAAACAAACACGAGGUCCAUAUCCUCUUGAUGAAGGAUGAUAAAGUUGACAUUAUAGAAAGAAUUUCUCUGGGACAUUAUAAUGUCAGCAUUGCUGCAACUCCAAUUAAUUUUGUAGUCGUAGAUGGAAGCGAAAAUAAAAUGGUAUUUUAUUCCACAUGUGGUGAAGAACUUUUUCAAAAACACCUUCCAUUAUAUGGCUACCCUCAUCACAUCUACUCUGAUAAUGUUUAUUUCUAUGUCCUCUUCAGGAGACAAUCUAUUCUCAGAUGUUACAAUCUAUAUGGAGAAAUGAAAUGGCAGUGGGAACUGCCUUUCCCUGUUCACCCUCACAUUGCUGUUUUCCAAGGAACACUUUAUGUCCCGGACACUCAACUCAACAGGGUUCUUCUUUACAAGAAUCAUGACCAGUCGUCUGGCUGUUGUUUACACAUGAAAAAUCCUUAUAUCAGAAAUCUAAAUCUACGACUCAAAGAAAAGGAAAAUGACCAAAAACUUGUCAUUGGCGAAAUAUGUAAUCUGUCCAAUGGACAGCUAGUGGUGUCCGACAUCAACCAUGAUUGCUUGUUAUACAUUUCUCAGGAAGGAGACAUUGUGUCCAGAUUAUCUCUGCCAUCUACAGCCACAGAUAUAUGUCGAUGGGAUUCUAAUCAUAUAGGUGUCACAUUACCCCUACAGAAACAAUUAAGAGUCAUCGGAAACCUGUCAAAGACAGUGAGAAGUGUGUCAUUAAGGCAGCCUUAUGUCCAGGUGUGUAAGAUGGGUGAAGGUGAAAUUGUUUGUUAUUGUGAUAAACCAUCACAUUUAAACAUUUUAGCCAUCAUUUAUUAUAAUCAAGUUGAAGUAAUUAAGACAAUUAAUAUCCCUGUUUUUGUGAAAUCAUUAUCAAUAGACAAGAAAACAGAAAAGCUAUUAAUUGUUACUAAGGAAAAAGUUUUUCAGUACAACACUACAAUAGGUGGUGGUGGUCAUGGCGGUCGUCAAAUGGUCCCCAGUGUUUUAAUGUCCCAAGUGAAACGUCCCCUCAGUCUCCAAGGUGGAUCUAUUGACCAAACGUUUGUCUAUCUGAUAGACGGAAGCCGUAUGUUUGCUAUAACUGAUCAUAAUUUGGUGGUUAAUGAUCUCGUUACUAAUAAUCAACUUAAUUAUUACAUCGACCUGGUGGAUGUAUUUUCCAGAAACAUUUCUGUCAGUGAAAUGUUGUCUUCCACUUUAUAUCUACAGGACCUGACAGUUUCUGAUAAAGCCAGACAUAUUCCUGUCCCUAAACAUUUGGGAGACAAAGGACCAGCGAGGAUUAAUCAUUUGGUUCUUACUGAAAAUAAUCUGAUUGCAGGAUGUGACGAGAAGAAUAAAAACAUUAAGAUAUUCACAUUGGAUGGUCAGCUUUUGGAUUCGAUCAAAGCGAAUGUUAAUCCUUAUAUUAAAAUGUGUCGAUGGCAGUCAAACACACUGGUCAUUAUGAAUAGGAAUUUUUAUAAUAAACUCCAACUGUUGACAUUAAAAGUGGAGUUUCCAUUGUCGUUGGUAAUUUACCAAACGAGAAAUUAUUAUGGUUGUGUGGCUUCUUUAUCAAACAAUCAACUGGUUUUUAGUGAUUGGAGAGAUGGAGUUCAUUUGUAUUUUGUUGAUAUUGAUGAAAUACAUUCGAGUGUGGAGGAAAUAAAACAAAUAUACAUACCUGAACCAUUAAGAAUGAGAAAAGAAGAUGGAAAUUAUUCUGAUAGAAUCCUGGAUAUUAAAGUUACAGAUGAAAAUGUCAUCAUUGUCUUCAACUGGAGAUUCAUCAUUUUCUUCAACAGUGGUGGUCAAUAUUUACAUUCAGUCAGACACUAUAUGCUGUAUGAUUAUUUUUUUAGGGGUGUUGAUGACAGGAUGACAAUUGAUGACAGUUUUUUGUACAUUUUUUGUCAUUGGGAGAAAUAUUUUGGUUUAUCUGGAUAUCGAAACAUUUUUUGUUUGACCCAGAAUGGGGAAUACAAGAGAAUAUUUUUAAAUAAAAGAAUUUAUAAAGAUGACGUAGAUUUCUCCAGUAUAGACUGUAAAGGACCAAGAACUGAGAAAUACUACAACAGGAUUUAUAAAUACAACUACAAUCAACUCGUGUGUGGUGGUCAUGAUAUUAGAGACAUAACUCAAGAAGAGAGACACAAGAAAUACCAAAGAAUAUGGAGAAACAACAAGUAUUACUAUUUUUGCAAAGACCUUGACAUCUUAGACCCUUAUUAUGUGGAUGUGGUUGAUAUCAAAGAUGGGAAAUGUAAAGAUGAAGUGUAUCGUGGGGAGAUGAGGAGAUGGGGAAGGUUUGAGGGAGAUGAUGGUGUGGAUGGUGUGGGAGUCACAUCUUUUGGUGAUGUUGUUGUUUUGGGGAGGGAGAUGAAGAAGGAGGAUUUUGGACAAUGCGAAGCUUUGUGUUUUGUGGAAUGGUUCAGGGAAAAGUCUUUGGUGAGGAGGAUAAGAAUAGGAGGAAUGUUUUAUGGUCUGGAAUAUUAUAUUCCAAGACCUCGUCUGACCAUAAUUGGCUAG